AUGGAUGGAUGGCAAGAAUUACAGAGUUGGUCGCUCUUGCUCUUUCCAGCCGUCGGAGGCAGCUUGCGCUCCAGUUCUGGCAAGUCUGCGCCAAGACUCACACCUGCCUUCUCCACAUGCACCACCGAAGAGAAGUUGGAAGCUCUCGUGCUCGCUGCCAUACGCCAGUCCGUUUCAAUCCCAAUCACACAUACAGCUAUGGCUGCCACAAAGAUGCAAACGCCACUCAGCCUUCUCAGAGCAUCUGCUCCUCUCCCUCACUCCGCCCACACAUCCAUCUUCCACAGCGCACAACGAUCGCAAGUCUUGUCCUCGGCCCUCGUCCUUUCGCGCCAUGCGUCAUCCGCUGCUUCGACCUCGACCACUUCCGCACAGUCGCAAACACCACAGCUCACAUGGGAUGAGUUCCUGAAGCUCCGUCGUACUCGUCGUUUCAUCAACCUUGGCUCCUCUGCUCUCAGUGGUGCUGCCAGUGUCGGCGUCGCCGUUCCCGCCUUUGCCGAGUUCGAAAUUGAGAACAUUGGCGCUCAGAUGACUGGUCUGGAUCCCAUGUUCAUCAUUGGCGGUAGUUUGAUGGGUGUCGGUGCUGUUGGUUGGCUGUUGGGUCCUUUCUUGGGAACUGCCUUUUUCAACAUCUGGAAGGGAAGCGUGAGGAAAGAGUUCGCCAGGGUACGCCGUGCUCCUGCACGCUGUCUAUUGAAGUCUCGUUCACUGACCAAAUUCUACACAGNNAAAGACAGGGAUUUCUACUCGCACAUCAAGAGAUUCCGCGCCGACCCUGCCAGCUCAUCUGUUAACAACCCCGUUCCUGAUUACUACGGCGAGAAGAUCAACAGCGUCGCUGAUUACAGGCGAUGGCUGAAGGACCAGAGAGCCUUUACCAGAAAGAAGAACAAGAACCUGCUUUGA
Messenger RNA from Aureobasidium musti, 909 nucleotides. The record is from the annotation of a GenBank genome assembly. Lineage: Eukaryota; Fungi; Ascomycota; Dothideomycetes; Dothideales; Saccotheciaceae.